AUGGCAGAAUGCGCCACCCCCGAAACGAUGCAAAUAAUGACGUCAUUCGCCACCAACCUCCCCUACGCCGUCCACGUCAUCGUCUGCUUGGCAACAGUUGUCCUAUCAAUUAUCGCUGUCCGGAUGCUUCUAUACCGUUCCAUUUUUCAUGAUUCUACGAGAAUCCUCUUUUUUGUCAGCCUUUUCUACGCCAAUCUUCACGAGCUCAUGCAAAUUUAUAACGAGGUGAGGGGUUUUUCUCACUUUAUGAAUUUUUUUUGAGCUGUUUCAUCUAAAAAAAUGAAGAUUCUCUUGAUAAUGAAAGUCUCAAAGUGCGCUUUUUCUAGUUAGGGAAAGACGGCGAAUUUUUUUUUCUUUCUCAAUUUUUUUGUUUUCAAUUUUCGUUCAACUUUUCAAGCUCCUUUUUUAGUUUCAAUGAUGAGCUUGACUCAAGUUUAUUGAUUUUGGUAUUUUUCGAAUCUUAAAAUAUUGAUUUUUUGCAUAGGAUUUUGAGAAAUUUGUCUUACUCUGAAAAUCAGAAGAUCAUCUAAAAAAUAGCAACAAAAAUCAAUAAAUAAAGACCCUGUAGUGUUCCUAAAACUUCUAAGGUACCCCUUAAGGGAUUCUGUACCUUCCCAUAAUAUUAGAUCGUUGAAAAAGCCGAAAAUUUAGAAAAAAAGUCAAAAAAAUCAAUAUUUGGUAUUUUUUUAAGUCUAUUUUUUUGACUUUUUUUCUAACAUGGAAUACUAUGGGAAGGCACAAAAAAACUCUUAGCACCUUAGAAAAAAAUUCAUAAUAAAGACCUUACAAUGUUCCUACAACGUCUAAGGUACCCCUUAAGGGUUUCUGUACCUUCCCAUAAAAAAAUAAUCUUUGAAAAAAAGUUAAAAAAAUAUUCUUAAAAAUAAUGCCAUCAAUUUCUAAUCUUUAAGAACUUUGUAAAAAAAUUGGCUUUCAAACGGAAUUCUAACAGCUUUUUUUGUUCAUAAGCCUUCACAAAAAAAUCGUGAUUUUUUUGAUUUUUCCAAAAUUUUUUUCAGAUUCAAGUACAAAGUUAGAAAGCAAAAAAUAACUACUAGAUGAAAAAUUUUGAAUUAUCUCGGCAUGCUAUAAAGUACGGACGUUUAAAAAGUGCGAUCGGUGCGUACGCCUAUAAAACACGAUCGCUUUUUUUGUGCUCCAUCGCAAAUUUAUAAAGUACGGGCGUUUUUUGAAUUUUUAUUAUUCUUUUGAAAUAAAAAUAAUUUUUUUUCUAUGGUUUUCUGAUCAGUAUAGGAAGGUCUCUUAUUAUUUUUGACAUUUUCCAGUUUUUUCCAGGUAACCGCGUUCUACCGAAGCAUGAUCUAUGCCGAUGCUCCAUGCAAAAUUCUGGUUACUCAAGAAAGUUGUCGAUUGGAGAAUAAUCUGAUAGUUUCCUCCAUAGCGGGCAUGGUUUUCGUCGAAUGCGCUCUAACGAUGGACAGGUUCAUUUUAUUCAUUUUUGCUUUCAAAUUUCAAGAUUAUUCAGAAUAAUCGCCACCUACUCCCUCAAGAAAUCCGUCACAAUGUCAUCAUCUUCAGGAUUCGUUCUAGCAUUAGCUGCGGUGAGAAUAAAUAAAUUGCCCCCCCUUGGCAUGCCAAUCUUCAGUAAUCCAUAAUGUCGUUUUUAUUACUGUAGUAUUACGGUGGCCUGGUCUACUGUGGUAUUACUGUAGUGUUACUAUAGUCUUACUGUAAUUUGGGUUACUGCAGGAUGGCAUGCCAGGGGGUGUGGUGUGUAGUAGCGUAGUAUUACUGUAGCUUGGGGUACUGUAGUCUUACUGUAGUUAGGAUUACUGCAGGAUGGCAUGCCAGGGGUGUGGUGUGUAGUAGCGUAGUAUUACUGUAGUAUUACUGUAGCUUGGGGUACUGUAGUCUUACUGUAGUUUGAGUUAGUGUAGGAUGACAUUUCAGGGGGUUUGGUGUGUAGUAGCGUAGUAUUACUGUAGUAUUACGCUAGCUUGAGGUACUAUAGUCUUACUGUAGCUUGGGUUACUGUAGGGUAGCAUGCCAAGGAGGGGAGGCGGCAUAAUCUACUAGAAUAAUCCUUUUCAUCAACGAAAAUCAAAACUUUUUCAGAUAAUCGGCAGUAUUCUCGUCCCAUUUAUCACCUUCUACGGUGACCCCUACACUGGAUACGUACAAAAUUGCAUGUUAAUGCCGGCUCAGAGCAAAAACCGCGCCAAUACUCUACUUUUCUGUUACACUAUCAUAAACAUUGUGAAUAUCGCCCUAAACUCCGUUAUUAUUUAUAUCAACAAGCGACAAGAUCGAGGGUUAGUCCCUUUUUUCCAAAGGGCACUUUCGAAAUUAUAGCUAUUUGUGAGUCAAAGCAACUGAUAGGGGGUUUGAGGCUUCUUGGAAAAAGAAAAUUUCCGAUUUUCUUUCUAGUAUGUAGCUGCGAAAGAAAAAGUACAAGGCUCUAAAAAAUAAAAUUGAACGCAUUAACAAUGAUCGUAAGCGUCGCGGUCGCGUUGCGGCUGACAUUAGGUAACUGAAACGCAAGUCGUUUUAAGUCGGAUGUAUUAGCCAUUCACCUUGCGACCAAAGGAAACUGAGUAUUUCUCAUGACUUGAAGCCUUCAUUUUAGUAUAAUCAAAAGCGUUGCGGCUGACAUUAGGUAACAAACGCGCAAGUCGUUUCAGGUCGGGUGCACUUUAAUAUUAGCUAUUCACCUUGCGACCAAAGGAAACUGAGUAUGCUACUCUUUUCCGCAAGGCCCUAGUUUGAAAACUGCCCCCAGGCGUCGCGGUCGCGAAGCGGUUACAUCGAAUAAUCUGUUAUCCUAAUACCACAACCCGAAAGUAGUUUCUAGUCGGGUGAAGCAACUAAUAAAUACUUCAUUUGACCGUUUCGCAACCGCAACGCUUUGAGGAAGUUUUCGCAAAAUCAGAGUUUUUAAGCACCCGACCAAAAACUACUUUCGCGCUGUGGUAUCCUCCAGCAUAGAAACAAGCUUGAAACAGGCCGAAGAUUGAAAAAAAAAAGCCUCUCUUUUUUCAACAGCCGAACCGCAGCGCAACCGCAACGCGUCGAGCCAUUCCAAGCCGUUUUUAAAAAUUUAAUCAAUCUAAAUUUGUACCUCAAAAUCUAUAUGGUUUAAUAGUUGAUUUCAUCCAGUUGUACUUUCAAAAAAAGCCCAAGAAUGAGAAAAUAAUCGAGAAAAAUUUCAGGACUCGCUUCAAGUUAAAACUACGAUACCAGGCUCGAGAAACCCUUAUCUCAACUUUGGCCGUUUGUACCAUCACGACGGCUCAAUUUAUAGCAUUGGCUAUUUAUUCCGGCGGGAUUUUGCUCAUGAGAACUAAUCAGGAUCAUUUCACGUUAUUCGCCUAUUUCGCAAUCAUUCCUUGGGUUUAUGUGAGUAUUUUUCAUAUUCUGCUUUGAAAAUCGCUUUCGAUAUAGCUCAAGCCUCACUUGAAAAAUCAGAGAUUUGAGAUUAGAAAAAAAAAAUUGAGAAAAAAGUUAUUUACUGGGGGCUAGACAAGUUUCACCCUUAAAACAAUAAUGUUAAUUGUUCAUCUUGAAAUUAAAAAUAUGUUGUAGGAUUUUUUUCUCUCGCAUAUUGAAGACCUAACAUCUCAGAUGGACCAGUUUACUGAAAAAUGGCAAAAAAAAAUUUCCGCCGGGUGGAUCCGAACCUGCGCUACUAAAACCUUAUUGAAAUCCUCAUCAUUUGUAUAAAUUUUCAUUUUUAUUUUGCAAAGAGUUUCCCAUGUUCAUUUUUUUGUAAGUCCCAAGCUAGUUGGUUCAAUCUGAACUUGGGACGCUGAGAGGCGAGACACUGUCUGCGCUCUCCACCAACUAGACGCUAUCUCUCCGUUUUAAUCGUGCCAAGACCCUUUUUCGACGGCUCAAGCCUUGACCAUAAGGAUCUUUAGCUUCCAAUUAAAAAUGAACCACAUCUUAGCCUUUCCCACCAAUUUUCUCUUCAUUUUUCCCAAUUUUUCAGGCGGUUCCCUACGCGGCCAUCUCCCUGCCAACCUUAAUAAUCGUUUGCGUCAGUAUCACCGGGAAAGACCGACGUCGAGCUAUCGAAGUCGUCCAAAACACCAAGGAAACCCAAGAAGGCCGAAUGAAAAGCCUCAACGAGAUGUGGAACAACUCUUAUUGA
Molecule: messenger RNA, 4111 nt
Organism: Caenorhabditis auriculariae
Lineage: Eukaryota; Metazoa; Nematoda; Chromadorea; Rhabditida; Rhabditidae
Source: the annotation of a GenBank genome assembly